Messenger RNA from Linderina pennispora, 1092 nucleotides. RefSeq lists its product as uncharacterized. The record is from RefSeq and is a predicted model, not a curated record. NCBI's taxonomy places the organism in Eukaryota, Fungi, Kickxellomycota, Kickxellomycetes, Kickxellales, Kickxellaceae. The transcript has a single exon. The coding region runs from base 1 to 1092 and encodes 363 amino acids.
AUGAAGGUGGUCGUUCCACGCAGCAUCAGCUUGGACAGAAUCGACGAGUGCCUCUCUGACAUGCACAGCGAGUUCGUGCACGUCGACGACGCGCAGCCUGCGAUCGAAGCGGAGCUGACAACCGGCCAGCCGUUUAUCGUCCUGGGUAUGUUCGAUUUCACAGUCUACAAUGCGCCCGGCGGCCAUGUGCGGUGCAGCUACCAGUCGCGCAACUACGUGACAAUGAUAUUCUCCUACACACCGUACCUGUUAUACUGGUGGUGGCAACUGGACGAGCGUGGCGGUGUGCUCAUAUACGACGAGCCGCCGCUAGUGUAUUUUGUGCACGAGAGCAGCCGGGGUGCAUUAUACGAAAACGCCAUGGAUUACAAUUCCGUGGUCGUGUAUUUUACAGAGCGCAACAUUGCAGAGUUUGCAAGGAUCACGCGAGUUAAGCGUAUGUGCAAUGUGGAUUUGUUCAUUGUAUAUAUGGACGGCGUCUACGAGUGCUUCGAGACCGGAGACACUGGCAGUAUGCUGAGGUUCGGUGAGCGAGCCAAAGACAAGGUCAUAGAGCAGGUUCGCAAGGAUGCUAAAAAUCUCCGCGCUCUGCGCAAUACUGAGGAAAAGCUGGAUAUGCGGUGUCGGAAACGGCGCCGCGUGGAGCGUUUCAGGCUGAUGGACCGGCAUGGCCACAUGGUGCAAGAUGGUGUGCGCUUCCGGCUCAAAGUGGCCGGCUUCCGCAGUGGCAUUGGCGAGGAUAUUGCAAUCAGCUUUGCUGGCGGCGAGAUGACAACGGUGGCCGGCGGCGGCGACAGCUUCGUCUGCGAGACCAUUGAUGGGAUCGCGUAUUUGAAGCGCAAGAAUAUGUUUGUGUAUUGUCCGGGGUGCGCGGGCAAUGCGAUCAGGCUGUCGCCAGCGUUGCCGGAGAAGAGGGAGCGGCUGCAGCUGCAUUUCAUGGAGAAUGGGGCGGUGCGGCUGACAAAGUGGGAUGAGGAGGUGUUUGCACAUUGCGUGUGGGCGCAGCAGCCAGCCGGGUGUGUCGUCAGGCUGGAUGACAGCCCCGAUAUGCGGCGGUGGGGUCCGGCCGUCGAGCUGCUACUUGUAACAUGA